Messenger RNA from Tachysurus fulvidraco (yellow catfish), 5038 nucleotides. RefSeq names its product E3 ubiquitin-protein ligase RNF123. The record is from RefSeq and is a predicted model, not a curated record. Lineage: Eukaryota; Metazoa; Chordata; Actinopteri; Siluriformes; Bagridae. Bases 158 to 4054 code for a protein of 1298 amino acids. The transcript has 39 exons. Gene Ontology annotation, molecular function: ubiquitin-protein transferase activity; protein binding. Gene Ontology annotation, cellular component: cytoplasm.
CUGAUAAUGAUUUGGCAACAACACAUGUAAACAGAACGUAAACAUGUUUUUAUAUUGAAUGCAAGAUUUAAUAGUGAUCGGAGCAAUUUCAGGAAAAGACAAUGAUUGUUUAAAACAUCUGAAGGCUGAAAACUGAGGUCUAUUUUAAAGUGGCAGUAUGAGUUCAAAGGGGGGUGGUACAGCCCUGACCCGACGGAAUUAUCGCCUGGCAUCAGACGCAGACAAACCCAAAUCUGCAGGGAUUGUGAAUGAGAAGUUGUUGAGCGACUACCUGCACCGGGUCUUUCCUGCCUCCAGUAAACAGGCUCCAGCAUCAGCAACCUACAGAAAACCCUUGACGUUCCAGGACCUCAGCGCUCACCUGGAGAAGCUGCUGUGCGAGGACGAGCCUGCUGAGGACAGUCCAGAUCACACAGAAGGGCGACUCGGACCUUCUACCGUUGUCCUUGACCACACCAGUGGUUUCGAAGGCCUUUUAUUUGUAGAUGAUGAUCUUUUAGGAGUCAUUGGUCAUAGCAACUUCAGUUCCAUAAGGGCUACAACCUGUGUAUUCAAAGGGAAAUGGAUGUACGAGGUCCUGAUCUCAUCGCAAGGUUUGAUGCAGAUAGGAUGGUGCACACUGAACUGCAGAUUCAACCAGGAGGAGGGAGUUGGAGAUACUCCGGACUCGUAUGCGUACGAUGGUAAUCGAGUCAGAAAAUGGAACGUGACAACCACCAAUUACGGCAAAUCGUGGGCUGCAGGGGACAUCGUUAGCUGCAUGAUAGACCUCGAUGAAGGAACAAUUACUUUUUGUCUGAACGGACAGUCCCUCGGUACAGCAUUCAGUAACAUCAAGAUGGGUCCAGGGAUCGCCUACUUCCCCGCAAUAAGUCUUUCUUUUAAAGAGUCUGUGGCCUUUAACUUCGGCAGCCGCCCACUCAGAUAUCCUGUGGAAGGCUAUCAUCCGCUUCAGGACCCUCCAACUGCUGAUCUCAUCAAAGCCAAGAGGCUGCUGGUGUACAUUAAGAAUGUGAUGUCCACUGGCAUCGACACACAGGAUGAGAAGAUCAUCGACAGGGAUAUUUCAACCUGGCAGCUUCAAGGAGAGCCCACCGUCCUGGUCACACUGGCACAUAUCUUCAAUUAUUUCGCUCCUCUCCUGUGUAAAGUGUACCUGGUAGAAGAUGUCCUGAUGAGUUUCCUGCUUGGUAUCCUGGAGGGCGGCGGCUCCGUGGAUGAACAUCCUUUAAUCCAGCAGCUGCUCGAUAUCUUCUGGCUCCUCAUGGAGGACUUUGAGGUGAACGAGUGCCUGAAGCAGCUGAUGAUGUCAUUGCUCAGGGCGUACCGAUUCUCACCCAUCAUCCCUGACCUCUGCUUCCAGAUUCACUAUCUGCGCUUGACAUCUGCUAUUUUACGCCAUGAAAAGUCUAGAAAGUACCUCCUGAACAACGUUUUAUUUGACGUACUGCGCUCUGUGGUGUUCUUCUACAUCAAGACUCCUCUGAGGGUGAAGGAGGCCGGCUUGGAGGAGCUCAUUCCCACCACAUGGUGGCCAACACACUUCGACAAAGAGGGUAAGGACGAGACGGACCCGAGACACGAGAGCGCAGACGAGAGACUCAGGCGGCGAGCGUACGAGCGAGGCUGUCAGAGGCUCAAAAAGAGGAUUGAGGUGGUAGAGGUGCUACAGGUUCAGAUUCUGAGGCUGAUGCUGAAUAACAAGGACAAAGGGACGGGCGAAGCCUCGAGAUACAUUUUCCUCAACAAAUUCCGCAAGUUCCUGCAGGAGAACGCAAGCAACCGAGGGAACCCUACAGUUUUGUGCCCUCCGGAGUAUAUGGUGUGCUUCAUGCAUCGGCUCAUAACGGCAGUCAGGAGCUACUGGGAUGAAGGAAAGCACAAGAGGCCAGGAGCCAUUAGUAGUGAAGACGCCUACGUACCCCCGCAGCUCUUCUACAAUGGGAAGGUGGACUACUUCGACCUGCAGAGGCUCGGAGGGCUGCUCUCUCAUCUCAAGAAAACGCUAAAAGAUGACCUGGCGGCUAAAGCCAACAUCAUUAUCGACCCCUCUGAGAUCCAGGCCGUGUCUAUGGACGAUCUGGACGAGGAUGAUGAAAGCGGAGCUGCUCAGAGACCAUCUGGUGCAGCAGCGAUGGGUGGAGCUUUGGCCAGGCCGAGCUGGCUGAGUUCUCCUACUCUGGGCCGAGCCAAUCGUUUCCUCAGUACGGCCGCAGUCAGCCUCAUGACCCCACGGCGAACUUUGGCCCCGCCCGAAAAGGUGAAAGUGCGCACUCUGCCUGUGGAACAGAGGACAGAGGAGGACAUCGAGGGAAGCCAUGGUAACGAUGGGCUGUUGCUGGGGCGACCGUUGGAAGAGCCUGAGCAGCCAAUCACAGAAAAGUCCUUGCUGGAGAUCCUGGAUGGGAUUGUGAUGAUGUACAACCUAAGUGUUCAUCAGCAGCUGGGCAAGAUGGUGGUUGUAUCGGAUGAUGUCCACGAGUACGCCGUUGCGCUGAAAGACACGGAAGAGAAGAUAGCACGAUGUCCAGCUAGAAGAGCAGACAUUCUGGAAGAGCUUCAAAAGAGCCAGAAGGUGUUUGCUGAGAAGCUCAACCACCUGAGCCGCAGGUUGGCCUGGAUCAACGCCACCAUUUACUCCAAGGAGAAGAUGCUGGAUGUCUACUGGCUUUUGCGUGUGUGCAUCCGCACCAUCGAGCAUGCCGACAACACGGGCUCUUUGUUUGCUUUCACCCCUGAGUUUUACCUCAACGUGGCCAUGAAUAGCUACAGUGCCCUUAAGAACUACUUCAGCCCUUUCAACAGCAUGGAGGAGCUCCCAGGGUAUGAGGACACACUCACCCAGCUUGCCGCCAUCCUUGCGAAGCACUUUGCAGACCUGCGCAUCGUGGGCACAGAUAUUAAAGAUUCACUGAUGCAGGCUCUGGCCAGCUACGUGUGCUACCCACAUUCACUCAGAGCUGUGGAGAGAAUCCCUGAGGAGCAGCGGGUGGCUAUGAUGAGAAACCUCUUGGCGCCGUAUGAACAGCGUCCGUGGGCUCAGACUAACUGGAUCCUUGUCCGAUUGUGGAGGGGUUGUGGGUUUGGCUACAGGUACACACGGCUGCCUCACCUGCUCAAAACCAAACCUGAGGAUGCCAACCUACCCAGCCUGCAAAAGCCUUGUCCGUCACUCCUGCUCCAAAGACAUAUGGCAGAACUCCUGAAUCAGGAUAAAGAAAUGGCUGCUAGCUUCCUCAACAGUGUCCUCAACCAACUCAACUGGGCCUUCUCGGAGUUCAUUGGCAUGAUCCAAGAGAUCCAGCAGGCAGCAGAGCGCCCGGAACGUAACUUUGUGGACACUAGGCAGCUGAAAGUGUGUGCCACGUGCUUUGACCUGUCUGUCAGUCUGCUACGUGUGCUGGAAAUGACCGUCACCCUGGUACCCGAGAUCUUCUUGGAUUGGAGCCGACCCUCAGCCGAGCUUCUACUCCGUCGCUUAGCUCAGCUCCUGAACCAGGUGCUGAAUAGAGUGACGGCUGAAAGAAACCUCUUCGACCGCGUAGUCAACCUUCGCCUGCCAGGGCUGGAGAGUGUGGAUCAUUACCCCAUACUGGUUGCAGUUACAGGAAUCCUAGUGCGAGUCCUGGUCGACUCUGAGAGAAAAGGGAUCGCUCAGGCAGCUUCGGUGCUGCUGUCAGACCCGUGUUUCCAGCUUCACUCCAUCCAGCACCUGCUGGGACGUGGAGAAGCCAGUGCUGGAGCAGAUCCCAAAAACUUCUCACUGCACUCUUAUACAGACUACAUCACUGCAGAAGAAGCGCAAAAGGUGGAAAAGAUGCUGGCUUUCCUGACUGAGGAGUCUAAGCAGGCUGCAGCCUCAACAGCGCCCACCAGUGAAGACGACCUGUGUCCCAUCUGCUAUGCACACUCCAUAUCAGCCAUCUUCAAGCCCUGCUCCCAUAAAUCCUGCAAAGCCUGCAUCAAUCAACAUUUGAUGAAUAAUAAGGACUGUUUCUUCUGCAAGGCCACAAUCACGGGAGUGGAAGAUUACAGCAAACCUGCUGGCUCUUAGCAUGCCUAUUGCACACACCUAAAAACACACACACACACACACACACACACACACACACACACACACACACACACACACACACACACACACAAACACAAACACAAACACACACACACACACGCACACUUAUUGAAACACUCACUGAAAAUCUGCAUCCCUUACCUCUUCAAAGACUGUUCAUUAACACACAUAAGAAUGUACAUGGCAGAGAACUUUAAAGAACAGUAACACAUUCAGCACAUCAUUUAUUAACACUGGACUGUGACUUUAAGACACAGAACACACACCAUGACACUGUUUCAGCUCGUGCCAGCUGGUAGAGGUCUGGCUCUAAGUCAUAAAACAUGGCCGGCUGACAGAGGGACGAACUGUGAGAGACAUUUUGUAAUCUCUUUCAUCCAUCUUCCCUCUGGUCACCAUUGGCAACCACAUUAUAUCUGUAUCCAUAGGCCAUAGAUAUUGAUCAGGACCAAUGCAGGUGCUCGCCAGUGUCCCUCCCAAGAUCCCUCUCUGAUCUUGAUGACAUUUUUAUAUUCUAAAACUGACAGCCAUAUUUGAAGUGGCAUUCAUUUCUGAGACAUAUCUAGAGAGAGGUGACUUCACAAUUGGUCAAUCGAUCGCUUGAUUAACAGUUCAUAACAGCUUUAUUAACAUUUUAUACAGCAUUAAAGGAAUACUCAGAUGGUUUUUUAUCCAUUAUUCAAUUUCUGUUCACUCCAUCUGUAGAAUAUGUGUGAUAUAACGGACAAAAAUUUCUAAACAUUUUCAGGUACUGAGGAAAGAAAGUGAACAGGAUAUGUAAUACUCAUUAAAGGGGCAGUUGUUGAAUUUCACCAUUCAAGUGGUUUAAAUAUGUAAGUGUAUAAAAAAUGAAUUCAAAAAUAAUUUUUAAACGAUCAUAAAGAUCUUAGUAGAUGAAGUUAUAUAUGUGACAUAAAUGAAAAAUUCAUAUUAAACCAGUCUUAUGUAUUUUAAAAUCUAAAA